AUGAUAAUUUCCCCAAAUUGUGACCUAGCGUCAGGAUUUAAUGAUUUAAGAAGCAAAAAUAUCGACGAAAUCUCAGAAAUAAUUAAAAAGGCAAAGGAAGAAAAAGAAAAUCAUUUGGGCGUUUCGCUUAUCCAUAAAGAAAAAGAAAACAUAAAUGUAUUAAAAACAUUUACAGAGAGUCAAGCAAUUUGUUAUACCACAUGUAAAGAGAAUUUAUACAAGCGAUUUGAAAGAGACAUAGAAGAAUAUAAAAAUGUCAGCACAAAAAAUAACAUAAAUUUUCACGAAAAUAAAAAAAGAAAAUUAGAAAAAUAUUAUCAAGAUAUGGAGCAUCAAAUGUGUUUUCAUGCAUGUUCUAAGAUGUAUUUUCACUUGCUUCAAGACCGGCUCUGA
Messenger RNA from Plasmodium gonderi, 393 nucleotides. RefSeq lists its product as hypothetical. The record is from RefSeq and is a predicted model, not a curated record. Bases 1 to 393 code for a protein of 130 amino acids. The transcript is spliced from 2 exons. NCBI's taxonomy places the organism in Eukaryota, Apicomplexa, Aconoidasida, Haemosporida, Plasmodiidae.